AUGUCUUCUCCAGCAGCAAGCGAGGAGGGACGUGGAUCCUACGAGAAGCCCGUGACAACAAAAGACAUUGCCAAUCUCUACUCGCAUCUGCAGACCAUGAUCGACAACGUGCCCAAAUCACCUCGACUCGAAACAAAAAACGACUUUCCUAUCACGCCCACCACUUCUUCAAGUUUGAAUAGAAGUACACCCUUGAAGCCUGAUUGUCCUUGUCAUCACAUCUUGGUUUCCAAAGACUCCAAGCACUGUGCACUGUGUGAUGAUGUUAUACCCAUUCUAUCAGAAAUACAGCAAGACCGAGAAAGGAAGCGCAAGAAUAUCUCUGAACUGAAAGAUAAACUCACAAUGGAGCAAGCUAAAUCAAAGACGAAUCAAAACGAACUAGCCGCUCAGCAGAAAAAAUACCAAGAGACAAGAGAUCAGUUGCAAAAGACCAAGGAGCAAUAUGCCAACAUGAAAAGAGACAUGGCCGUUUUACAGCAGAAAUAUGAAACUGAAAAGAAGGAGGCAGACAAGGCAAAGCAGGCCAAAGCAGAUGUGGAGAAUGAACUGGAGGAAUUAUCGCAGAAGCUGUUUGAGGAAGCGAAUGGUAUGGUAGCUACAGAAAAGAGAGCAAAGCACCUGCUUGAAAUUCAGUAUCAGCAUUUGAAGCAAGAAUUGGAGCACUGCAGACAUCAGAUGGAAGUGGAAGAGAUGCAACUCAAAGAACUGAAAUUGAAAAUGGGAGACAUGGAAGAGCAGCAUAAAAGAGAGCAUCGACUCAGCACCAAUGGUAGCUGCAUUUCUACUGCUUCAGAGGAGGAGGAUAGCCAAAACAAGCGAGCAUCGAGAGACAUGGCGGGCCUAUUCAAUCACCAGGACGACACACAAGAGGAGGAUCCAACUGACCCCCUGGUUUUGAACGAAUUCAAGGAAUUUGCUGAAUCAGGUGAAUCAGUGCCUAUUCGAAAACUUCAUGGGACACCUUACAUGAAGAAUAGUCUGACCGAGGAUGUUGAACCCUGUCUCCGAUUUGGACCCAAUUCUCGGCUAUCAGCAAAGAAACUAUAUGAAGCCAUCUUGUUGAACACAUGUUUCAUAGAGGAAGCGCCAUAUGGAUUUGCACAAGACCAAGCGAAAAGACCGUACGAUGUUCCUCUUAAAAUAUCAGCAGCGAAAAAUAUGAUCUGGGAGCGACUCAGCACACCUGCCACAGCCCCAUUUUCUGGAUGUCAGGCAUGCGGAAGGAAUACGACAGAUUUGCCAUAUCGAUUCCGUAUCUCCAUGUUGGAUGAUUGGGCUUGCAUUGAUCGCUAUUGCCGUGACAGAUUGGUGUCUGUGUGUGAGUUCUACAUGUUUAUUCGUAAUAUCAGACAAGGCUACUACAAUGGGCGUACGAUACCUGAUCUGUAUCAGGAGUCGAUAAGAUUAAAGCUCCAAAUGUUUUAUGCGAGAAUGGGCACAUUAUCCCAAGCGCUUUAUAGAGUGGGAAUUAAAGGGGAUCUCAUUGGACACGCCUCAGCGCCUAAUAUGGUCAUUCCGCCACCUACUUGUUUCGAAAUCAAACAGGCAGAUGACGAUGGCAAUACGGCCAGUGCUACUACAUCUACCCUAUCUACUCAAAGCAAUUCAGACAUCUCGAUCAAGGUAUCCGACCAAGACCAAGAAGAUCAGGACGACGACGACGACGACGACGACGACGACGAUCACCGCCAAAAUGAGGAUAGACGCAACUCUGUGCAUCCAGGCAAUUCGGUAUGGUUGGCCCACUCGUUUUAA
This is a messenger RNA of Mucor velutinosus, 1758 nucleotides long. RefSeq lists its product as uncharacterized. Gene Ontology annotation, cellular component: cell tip; Golgi to plasma membrane transport vesicle. Gene Ontology annotation, molecular function: guanyl-nucleotide exchange factor activity. The record is from RefSeq and is a predicted model, not a curated record. Gene Ontology annotation, biological process: exocytosis. The transcript is spliced from 2 exons. Lineage: Eukaryota; Fungi; Mucoromycota; Mucoromycetes; Mucorales; Mucoraceae. Bases 1 to 1758 code for a protein of 585 amino acids.